Molecule: messenger RNA, 2194 nt
Organism: Purpureocillium takamizusanense
Lineage: Eukaryota; Fungi; Ascomycota; Sordariomycetes; Hypocreales; Ophiocordycipitaceae
Gene: HEM13
Product: Coproporphyrinogen oxidase
Exons: 2
Coding region: 610-1845 (411 amino acids)
Cellular component (GO): cytoplasm; mitochondrial intermembrane space
Molecular function (GO): coproporphyrinogen oxidase activity
Source: RefSeq, a predicted model, not a curated record
CGACGCUCUCGGUUCCCAUGUGUCGCCAUGGGAGGGAGGUUGCUUCCUCGGAGGCCCUUCUACCCAGUACCUCUGCGACUUACCCUGUGCCACGGCCCCUGGGACGACCGGUCAAGGUCGAACUUGUUCGCCGUCCGCUAUCAUCGUAAAUUUCCUGCCCGGGAGCCUUUCCUCUUUAUUUCGACAGCCGGGUUCACGAUGCUGAGACACGUCCAGCCUAUAUCCACGGUGUUCCGGUGCGGUACGGCUCCGUUAUGGCACCGGCAGAAAAGAGAAGCCGAGUCAUCAGCAACACGCCACUUGGUGGAGCACUUCAUGGGCCCGCAUCCAGCCGCGAUUUUGGGCCGUCGCCAUAGCAUCAUCCCACUACUGGUCUCGGCAACAUUCGACUACAUCGUCCAAGUCCGCCAUCAUCACCCGGCUUCGCCCGGCCGCGCAAGUCUCAAUCCGCGAUCGGUCCCAGCAGCUCGUUCCGGAUCAUUCUUCAAAACAUAGCAGUGCCCGUUGAUUUUGUACUUCAUUUCCAGCUUUUGGCGGUCUGCAUCGGCACGGCAAAGCCAUCCUCUGACCGUCCCUCGCUCGUUGUAUCUGAUAUCACCGACCUCAGUUAUGGCCUCGGCAGGGCGACAGGCUCAGCGCGCUGCGGCGCAGCUCCGGCCUCGUCUCACGGCAUCGAUGCCACGAUUACAUGGCGCGCAAUUGUGUUCGGCCCGGCGGGCUGCCUCGAGCUCGACUGGUCGCACGAGCCAUGGCCGCUCUCCAGUUCUCGCGCUGUGGCUCGCGGCCGCGGCAAUGGGAAUCGCUGCUCCACUGGCUCUGCAGUUGACUUCUACGGAAAGCGUACGGCUCGACAAUACCUCCCUCGCCGACAAAGAUGCCCAGAAGAAGCGCGAGAGCGGCGUCACCGACGACUCACCGAUGCGACUGCGCAUGGAAAAGUUCAUCAAGGAGCAGCAGCAGAUCAUUGUCAAGGAGUUGGAGAAGGUUGAUGGCAAGAGGUUUCGCAAGGACGAGUGGGACCGUCCCAAUGGCGGCGGCGGCAUAACCUGCGUCCUCCAGGAUGGCAAUGUCUUCGAGAAGGCCGGGGUCGGCGUCAGCGUCGUCUAUGGUGCCCUUCCCAAGCCCGCCAUCCAAAAGAUGCACGCCGACCACAAGACGCUCGAUCCCAGCGUCGAGUCCCUUGACUUCUUCGCCGCGGGCCUGAGCAUGGUGUUGCACCCCAAGAACCCAAUGGCCCCGACUGUUCACCUCAACUACCGCUACUUUGAGACGGCCAAACCUGACGGCACCUCUCAGGCCUGGUGGUUCGGCGGCGGCAGUGACCUGACGCCUUCGUAUCUCUUCGACGAGGACGCCAUUCACUUCCACAAGACACUCAAAGAGGCUUGCGACGCGCACGACAAGACUUACUACCCUCGCUUCAAGAAGUGGUGCGACAAGUACUUCUACAACAAGCAUCGCGGAGAGUGUCGUGGUAUUGGUGGUAUUUUCUUUGAUGACCUCGACGAGUCGGAGCGCGACCGUGAUAACACCUUCGCGUUCAUCCAGGAUUGCCUCAAGUCCUUCCUGCCUUCGUAUAUACCAAUCCUCGAAAAGCGCAAGGACAUGCCGUUUACGGAGAAGGAAAAGGAGUGGCAGCAGAUUCGCCGGGGCAAGUACGUCGAGUUCAACCUUGUUCACGACCGUGGCACCGCCUUUGGCCUCAACACCCCCGGCUCUCGUGUCGAAAGCAUCCUCAUGAGCCUGCCCCUGACAGCAAGCUGGAGGUACAUGCACGAGCCGGAGCCCAAAAGCCGUGAACAGCGGUUGGUGGACGUGCUGAAGGAUCCCAAGGAGUGGGUUUAGGGCGGCCAUGGCCUCCGCAACGACAUAUACCAUUGACAUGUACUCAGACAUGGUCACCGAAGUAGGUUUGUGUGUAGUAUCUACAAUGGCGUCCAAAAAUGAGAAGAGAUACAGGAGCUAUAUUCCUGGAAGUGUAUCUAGUACAAUUGGCUGGUAGUCUUGGGUCUCGGAUAGGAGUGGACACGCGCGAAGAUACAGCCAAAAAUGAGUCUCGGCCCCUGAAACUACCAGGGCAUGUACGAUAUGACUAUCAAUCGAACAGCGAUAAUUUUAGAUCCGGACUGUUGAAGAAGGGUCGCUCGUGUGUGCCACAAGGUCUUUCGGAUGCUGGCGGACGAGCUGCACGGUC